GUUCGGUGCCUUCUCGCUAGACAAAAAGUAGAGAAUGCCCAAGUGCAUUCUCUAAAUGUGGUUAAUUGUCAACAAAACAUUUAAUUAUAACAAUUAUGAAUUUCUUGACUAAAGGUCUAGCGAACAUAGCUAGAUCUUGCCUCACUAAAUCCAUUCAAGGUAACAGCUCACAGUUAACAAGAUUAUGUGCGCAUCCUACUCCUCAAGGAAGUAUAGUAAGCACUGCUAACUCAUAUAUUGGGAACAUAAUACAAGGUUUCGCACAGAUAAGAUUGGGCUCGACGUUGAUGCAAAUACACCUACGUCGUAAAAGAGGUAUAAUACCAAAAAAGAAAAAAAGGCCAUUAGAUGGGAGACCAUUCUCAAAAGGUAUAGUGAUAAAGACACUGAUUAAAAAACCCAAGAAGCCAAAUUCUGCGAAUCGAAAAUGCGUACUAGUUCGGCUUUCAAGUGGCAAGGAAUUGGUCGCUUAUGUGCCCGGAAUUGGUCACAAUCUUCAAGAACACAACGUCGUAUUGUGCAAGGUGGGUAGACUGAAAGAUACCCCUGGUGUACGAAUAAAAUGUGUCCGUGGAAAAUACGAUUUACCUCAUGUAGUUAAGAAAACAAAUUGAUUACAUAAUUCGUUGAAUUUUUUAUAAAAAUAUCAUUAUUGUAAACGGUGGAAUGCUAUCGCAGCUUCUUGUAUAAAUACCAACAAGCGACGUUAUUAAAGCACCGUUCAAAUUGCUUGUAUAUAAUGAUGAACAUUAAUUAUUAUCACAUUAAUCCUUGA
Molecule: messenger RNA, 775 nt
Organism: Osmia bicornis bicornis
Lineage: Eukaryota; Metazoa; Arthropoda; Insecta; Hymenoptera; Megachilidae
Gene: tko
Product: 40S ribosomal protein S12, mitochondrial
Exons: 5
Coding region: 96-614 (172 amino acids)
Biological process (GO): translation
Cellular component (GO): small ribosomal subunit; ribosome
Molecular function (GO): structural constituent of ribosome
Source: RefSeq, a predicted model, not a curated record